Grosmannia clavigera kw1407 is the source of this 1002-nucleotide messenger RNA. RefSeq names its product cytochrome c1 heme lyase. Lineage: Eukaryota; Fungi; Ascomycota; Sordariomycetes; Ophiostomatales; Ophiostomataceae. The record is from RefSeq and is a predicted model, not a curated record. Gene Ontology annotation, biological process: cytochrome c-heme linkage. Gene Ontology annotation, cellular component: mitochondrion. The transcript has a single exon. The coding region runs from base 1 to 1002 and encodes 333 amino acids. Gene Ontology annotation, molecular function: holocytochrome-c synthase activity.
AUGGCCGGCGGCGAGAACGGCCGGUCUAACGACGCGGCAGCAGUUGCUGUCUGUCCGGUUGACCACAAGACGCGAGACCUCUGGCUAGCACAAGCCAGGGAACAGGCAGAAGCACAGGCACAGGCAUUGGCACAGGAUAGCCAAAAUGGACUACCGCAAACAUCACCACAAGCAACAGCAGCUGCAGCAGCACAUCUGCCCUCGCCAUCACAAGCCUCACAAACGCAACCGACAACAGCACCAGCCAGAAAAAACAGCAGCUGGUGGCCCUCGUCCUUCUUCUCCUCCUCUUUUGCGGCUCCUGCCAACGCCGGCUCAUCCAUACCUCAUGCGCCCCCGCAGCCCUCGUCCAAGCCCGAUGCCUCUCUCGACAACCACCGGGUCGUCUCGUCGAUUCCUCGAACGGCCGUGACCCAAGAGGGCGUCUGUCCGGUGCCAGCAGCCUCUGCGGUCCCGGCGGCCGACUGUCCCGUCAACCACGAAGUUGAGACCGGCGCCGAUCCCGUCUCCGGAAACUGGGUCUACCCCUCCGAGAAGAUGUUCUUUGAUGCGAUGCGCCGCAAGGGAAACGACAACGCCCGCGCGGCUGACAUGCGCGUCGUCGUGCCCAUCCACAACGCCGUCAACGAGCGCGCCUGGAAGGAGAUCCUUGAGUGGGAGGCGCCCUACGCUGGCACUGGUCGUGCCUGUGGCGGUCCCCGGCUGCACUCGUUCGCCGGGCUCAGCACCCACAUGACGCCGCGCGCCCGUCUCUACACGCUGCUGGGCUACAGCGCACCCUUUGACCGCCACGACUGGGUGGUCGAUCGCUGCGGCACUCGUGUCGAUUACGUCAUCGACUUCUACGCCGGCCGGCCGACCGCAGCUGGCACCAGCAGCAAACUUUCGCCUUCUGUGCCAGCCGGCAAGCCCCAGAUCAGUUUCUACCUCGAUGUACGGCCAAAACUGAACACAUGGGAGGGUGUGCGGAUGCGAGCUCUACGCGCCGUCGGCCUGGCAUAG